AUGCAGACUUCAAGUACCCUUUCUCGGACGGAAACGUGGCGCCUGCUGCUUCUCGUGGGAGCUGGUCUCGGCGUGCUGGUCAACACGUUCCAGGGCGAUGGUGCACCCUUGAUAGCCUCGAUUGCGCUAACUUGCAUAUCAUUCGCCGUCGCCUAUAGCAUGAUCCGAUGGCUUGGACCGGUAUUCAUCAAGGCAGGGUUGAAGGGAAAGGAUAUGGCCAAGCCAAGAAAACCUGAAAUACCUGAAACUAUGGGAGCCGUAUGCGCCGUGGUUUAUUUGCUAUCCCUGAUCGUGUUCAUUCCAUUUGCCUUUUACAAGGACAUUGUCGCAGCAACCUCAGGCGGAGGUAAUCGCGACGUGGUUAUUGAAGACCAACACAUUGAGAUGGGUCGCUAUCUCCAUAGAUUUCCCCAUGGAAAGCUUGCAUCAUACCUAUCAGGUCUGUUGUCUCUGCAAUGCAUUGUCAUCCUUGGGAUUGGUGACGACUUGCUCGAUAUUCGCUGGCGACACAAGGUCUUGAUUCCUGCAUUUUCAGCAAUUCCCAUGCUCAUUGUGUACUUCGUCGAUUUCGGCGUCACCCAUGUUGUCGUGCCAGUUCCACUGCAAGCAUACCUCGGAGCUUUCAUUGACCUCGGAUGGCUAUAUUACAUGUACAUGGCAGCCGUAGCGAUCUUCUGUCCGAAUGCGAUCAACAUGUUCGCAGGUAUAAAUGGGAUCGAGGUAGCCCAAUCACUGGUGAUUGCGGUUCAACUCCUGUUUAAUGAUGCGCUGUACCUGGCGCCGGUCACACCAUACCCGAACCCGGCUACAGACUCGCACUUAUUCUCUAUCUACUUCUUGCUACCAUUUGUUGGUGUAUCGGCUGCACUUCUGUGUCACAACUGGUAUCCAUCCAAGGUGUUUGUGGGUGACACCUACUGUUACUUUGCAGGCAUGGUCUUUGCGGUUGUGGGUAUACUUGGUCAUUUCAGCAAGACCUUGCUCCUGUUAUUUGUGCCCCAGAUCUUCAACUUUUUGUAUUCCACACCACAGCUUUUCCAUAUCAUUCCUUGCCCCCGUCAUCGGUUACCAAAAUUCAACGCUGCGACUGGGCUUUUGGAGACUUCUGUCACUGAGUGGACAGUUCCCCCUUCUCCUUUAGUCGCGUUAGUGUUGGAAAUUCUCCACAAAUUACGGUUGGUGCGUGUGAUCAAGAACGAAGGAGGACAGAUUAUCGAGUCAACGAACUUGACUAUCUUGAAUCUUUGGCUCGUUUGGAUGGGACCCAUGAGAGAGGACACCCUUGCAUGGCACAUGGUUGGUGUUCAGACUGUUUGUGGUUUAGUUGGAUUAUUUGUGCGGCAUCGACUAGCUUUGCUAGUGUUCAACACUGAUAACCUAUCAUUUCAGUCUAUGGCAUGA
Penicillium pulvis is the source of this 1401-nucleotide messenger RNA. Its product is annotated as UDP-N-acetylglucosamine--dolichyl-phosphate N-acetylglucosaminephosphotransferase. The record is from RefSeq and is a predicted model, not a curated record. NCBI's taxonomy places the organism in Eukaryota, Fungi, Ascomycota, Eurotiomycetes, Eurotiales, Aspergillaceae. Gene Ontology annotation, molecular function: UDP-N-acetylglucosamine-dolichyl-phosphate N-acetylglucosaminephosphotransferase activity. The coding region runs from base 1 to 1401 and encodes 466 amino acids. Gene Ontology annotation, biological process: protein N-linked glycosylation; dolichol-linked oligosaccharide biosynthetic process. Gene Ontology annotation, cellular component: membrane. The transcript is spliced from 3 exons.